Molecule: messenger RNA, 997 nt
Organism: Lucilia sericata (common green bottle fly)
Lineage: Eukaryota; Metazoa; Arthropoda; Insecta; Diptera; Calliphoridae
Product: lectin subunit alpha-like
Exons: 2
Coding region: 37-951 (304 amino acids)
Source: RefSeq, a predicted model, not a curated record
UGUUUAAGAUCAGUCCAAGAGCAAACAACUAUUAAAAUGUAUAUUGAUUUCGUUCACAUAAUCUUUGUGAGCGUAAUAUUUUCAAAAAUUAUUCACAUAUGUGCUAUUGGCCAGAUUUAUACAACGGAAACAGAUCACGAGUAUUAUAUAGAAUUUGAGAAUAGGUUUACUUGGUUCGAAAGUCAACAUGAAUGCUCAAAACGGGAUAUGAUUUUAGUAGAAAUUAAAACGAAAGAAAAAUCUUUGGAACUAAUUAAGCUGAUUGAUAAUGGUGAAGAAAAUAAUAAUGGUAAAUAUCUUUGGACUGGAGGCAUUCGUGAGAAACUUCCGGCAGAAAAUUUCGUUUGGAAUUCAACUGGUGAAAAGUUUACUUACACCAAUUGGUUUAGUGAUUUCCCCAACGAUAGAGAUCCAAAAUCUUGUCUUGAAAUUGUGGGAAUCUUUAAUUGGAAAUGGCGUAACUAUGAAUGUUUAUCACGAAAUGGUUUCGCAUGUGAAUAUAGCAACGUGAAAAAUAUACGACAAAUAUUACAAACUGAGAGAGAAAUUAAUCUUAAACUUCGGAAUGAACUACAAAAUCAAAAACAAGAAUACGAGGAUCAAUUACAAAAGCUUAAAGAACAAAACUUACAAGAGCAAGAUAAGCUAAAUGAAAAUUUACAAAUAGAACUUGUAAACCAAGAGAAUCUAAAACAGAAAUUAACGAGCCAAGAAGAGCAAAUGAAACAAUGGAUUGAUCAACAGAGAGAGUUAGAAGAACAACUUGAACUGGAAUUAAAAAAACAACAAACUUUAGAACAGGAAAUGGAAAUGCAAAGAAAACGGUUAGACGAAUUAAAGGAAUUAAGUGAAAAAUUUCAGAAAAGUGAAGAAGACAACUUGCAAAUACAGAAAGAUAAUAAAAGUAUGACACUUAAUUUAUAUUUCAAUAAUAUUUAUUAUAACAACUGACUUUUUUGUAAAGAAAAAUAAAAGGCUAAAGUAGAUCUUGUUUAAA